Capsicum annuum is the source of this 1271-nucleotide messenger RNA. Its product is annotated as probable glutathione S-transferase parC. Gene Ontology annotation, cellular component: cytoplasm. The record is from RefSeq and is a predicted model, not a curated record. Bases 388 to 1056 code for a protein of 222 amino acids. The transcript is spliced from 2 exons. Lineage: Eukaryota; Viridiplantae; Streptophyta; Magnoliopsida; Solanales; Solanaceae. Gene Ontology annotation, molecular function: glutathione transferase activity. Gene Ontology annotation, biological process: glutathione metabolic process.
UUUUCAUCCAAUGUUAAUCAUUUUUUGAGCUUGAUUAAUUUGAAUUUGCACCGAAUAGAGUCAAAUCAUAAGAGCGAUUCCUACAAAAUAAGAAUUUAUACUCGAAGUCUCGAUACUGAAACCUCUUAUCGAGUGAGAGCAACCAACAAAGCGAUACCAACCACCACCUUCUAUUGAUGAUAUCAAUUAAACUUUGGUAAGACCACCACCCCAAAAAAAAAAACAAUGGGCCACCACAGUGAUACUUGUGGACAAAAAGUCGAAAAAAUGGAAGGCAUCCACAGUACUAUAUAUGUGUGGAUGUGUAUGUAUGUACAACUAGCAAUUUUUGGAAAUAUUUUUCUUUCUUCUUCUUAGCAUUUACCUUGUGUUGUUCAUACAACAAAAAUGGCUAAGGAUGAGGUGAUUCUGUUGGAUUUUUGGGCUAGCAUGUUUGGCAUGAGGCUUAGGAUUGCACUUGCUGAAAAACAGGUAAAUUAUGAGUAUAAGGAAGAGGAGGGAUUGCUCAACUUCAAAAGUCCUCUGCUAUUACAGAUGAAUCCUAUUCACAAGAAAGUUCCAGUAUUGAUUCACAAUGGAAAACCAAUUUGUGAGUCUAUUAUUGGAGUUGAGUACAUUGAUGAAGUGUGGAAGGACAAAGCCCCUUUGCUACCUUCUGAUCCUUAUGAGAGAGCACAAGCUAGAUUCUGGGCUGACUACAUUGACAAGAAGUUGUAUGAUUCUGCAAGGAAGAUUUGGGGAACAAAGGGAGAAGAGCAGGAGGCAGGUAAGAAAGAUUUCAUAGAAUGCCUUAAUGUACUGGAGGGAGAACUUGGAGACAAGCCUUAUUUUGGAGGGGAUAACUUUGGUUUUGUGGAUAUUGCUUUGAUUGGGUUCUACAGUUGGUUUUAUGCCUAUGAGACUUAUGGUAACUUAAGCACAGAGGCUGAGUGCCCAAAGUUUGUGGCAUGGGCCAAGAGGUGCAUGCAGAGGGACAGUGUCGCUAAGUCAUUGCCUGACCAACAUAAAGUCCUUGAGUUUAUAAAAGUUCUUAGGAAGAAGUAUGGAGUUGAAUAAACAUAUUGAAAAAAGGCACUUCACUGUGCCUUCUUGAGUUGUUGUUUCAAGAUUUGAGAAGUUUGUAAUUUGGGCAUGGUUUAAGUAAUACUUUUACCUGUAAUAAAGGACUCUAUUAAGUUGUCUUGUUGGAGGUUGGCUUGUGUAGUCCUUGUAUUUAAUUCUGUUUUUUCUUCUUUUCUUGUAAUGAGAAGUAAUCACUUUUUUAACGUCUA